Emys orbicularis (European pond turtle) is the source of this 1500-nucleotide messenger RNA. RefSeq names its product zinc finger protein RFP-like. NCBI's taxonomy places the organism in Eukaryota, Metazoa, Chordata, Testudines, Emydidae. The transcript is spliced from 8 exons. Gene Ontology annotation, biological process: protein ubiquitination. The record is from RefSeq and is a predicted model, not a curated record. The coding region runs from base 1 to 1500 and encodes 499 amino acids. Gene Ontology annotation, molecular function: protein binding; ubiquitin protein ligase activity. Gene Ontology annotation, cellular component: cytoplasm.
AUGGCCACAGAGAGCUCUGUAGGAAAGCUUGAAGAUGAAGUCACUUGUUCCAUCUGUUUGGAGUAUUUCAAAGACCCGGUGUCUAUACACUGCGGGCACAACUUCUGCCAAGCCUGCAUCAACCAGUGCUGGGGGAGAUCGGAGACAAACUUCUCCUGCCCUCAGUGCAGAGAAACCACCCAGCAGAGAAACUGCAAGCCCAACAGGGAGCUGGGGCAUAUUGCAGAAAUAGCCAAGCAGCUGAGCUUGCGGGUGGCAGCUGGAGAGGAGGGGAGAGUGUGUGACCUGUAUGAGGAGGAUUUGAAAUUCUUCUGUGAAGAGGAUCAAAAGCUAAUAGGUUUGAUCUACAGGGACCGUGAAGCUCACAAGUCUCAGCCUGUGGGUCCCACACCAGAGGCUGCUGCUAGGAAUUACAAGGUUAAAUUAUUGCUGUCUGUCCUCUUGCUACAGCUGCCACUGCUGCUGUUGCUACUCCAGUGGAAUGUGGGUUUUGAGCGAGCAAUUCAGACUCGUAUGAAGGCUCUGACGAAGGAAAGCAUGUUGCUUCUGGAAUCUAAACUGACUGAAGAGAGGAAAAGCAAAGAGGCUCUGGAAAAGACAAACGUCGAGCGGCAGAAGAUUGUGGCUGAAUUUGAGCAGCUGCGGCAGUUUCUGGAGGAACAGGAGCGGCUCCUGCUGGCCCAACUGGAAGAGCUGGACAAGGAGAUUGUGAAGAGGCAAAAUGCGAAUGGGGCUAAAUUCUCAGAGGACAUUUCAUUUCUCUAUGACCUGCUUGAUGAGACAGAGAAGUAUCAGCAGCCAACGGCUAAUUUCCUACAGGAUUUCAUAAGCAUCUCAAACAGGUGGGAGAAGUGGAAGUCCCAGCAGCCAGUGGAGAUUUCUUCUGGGCUGGAAGAGGGAAUCCAUAUUUUCAUGAAGAAAUAUACCGUUCUAAAGAAGACUCUCCAGAAAUUCAAAGACACUCUGUCAUCUGAACUGGAAAGAGAAUGGGCAAAUGUGACUCUGGAUCCAGACACGGCUCAUGAGCUGCUCACCCUUUCUGAGGAUGGGAAAACCGUGAGCUGGGGUGGCUGGCACGUUCUGCCCCACAAUCCCAAGCGAUUUAAUUUGGCUCCCUGUGUGCUGGGCUGUGAAGGAUUCAUCUCGGGGAGACAUUACUGGGAGGUGGAGGUGGGGGAUGGGGGCGACUGGUGGGCUGUGGGGGUGGCCAGAGAGUCUGUGAGAAGAGAAGAAUGGAUCAGAUGUGACCCUGAGGAGGGGAUCUGGGCUCUGUCCCUUCACACGAAUCAGGACUUCGCUUUCACCUGCCCUCUGACCCUGAGCUGGAGUCCCAAGAAGAUCCGGGUUUCUCUGGAUCAUGAAGGGGGCCAGGUGGCAUUUUUUGAUGCCAAUAGCUGGGCCUCAAUCUUCACUUUCCCGCUGGCCUCUUUUGCUGGGGAGAGAAUCUUCCCGUUCUUCUGGGUCCAUGGCGACGAUUCCCAGCUCAGACUGUACCCAUGA